Molecule: messenger RNA, 1773 nt
Organism: Hymenoscyphus albidus
Lineage: Eukaryota; Fungi; Ascomycota; Leotiomycetes; Helotiales; Helotiaceae
Source: the annotation of a GenBank genome assembly
AUUUUACAAUAAAAUCUGGCGACCCGACAUACUGGGUUUUGGGUUCUUUUGCAAAACCCCCAAUUCCAGAUCACCCACCGCAGGCCCAGCAUUUGCUAAAGCCGCACGAACAAUCGCUUCCUCUCUAUCCUCCUCUCCUUUCGCGACUGCACCGCCGACAUAUUCUCUUACAGACCGUCUCCGAAUAUUGUAGUAGCCAGCCUGGUCGGCCACAGCUGUUUGCGACAAUGCACCGCACCCCGGACAUUGCUGUGGCAGAUGUGCAUGCGCGCGACUUCGGAAUUGACCUUCGGGUUCUACGGCCGCAGCAUGGUCGGAGGUUUGGAGGAAUCGUCUUUGGGUGUGUCGGGGCUGUAUCGAAUAAUUUGUUGAUAGUGGCAGAUGCGGGACUCUGAGAAGUCCGGGACAGAGAAACGUGGGGAUAUCUGCAACAGCUACAGGAAUGGUUCUGGAUAGCCUCAGGAUAAGCUUUCCAGUCGAUCUCGACAUUCUGUACCUGUAAUUGGAAGACAGAACAAUUGUCAUGAGGUCGUGAGAAUGGUUGUCUUUUUCCAUGCGAUGCUCGUACAAAAAAUACGGACAGGGGUCAAUCUAGCGCCAAAAGCUUAAAUAAUUUAUAUUCACGGUUCACCUGGCUACGCUACGACUACCCCAUACAGACGAAGAAGAGACCGCGAAUAUUGCAACAAUUGAAGAUUCUCAAACCCUCUCAAUUUGCAUUCAAGAUGACAAACGUUACCCAUCGUAUGACCAUGUUGGCGAAAGUAAGCAAACCCUCUUUCCACACGCGAACUCCAGGCUAAUACGUCGACCGACAGAAGGUACAGAGAGAACCCGCAAACCGCCUCCACCAUCCCAACUAACGCUCUUUCGCAGCUUCUACGACUGAAAAUGGGAGAUGGCGCAAUCAUAUUACCCCCAGAGGUCAAGAAGAUCCGCAUGGAAUUCGCAAUAGCCAGAGAUGAAGGGCACACCGGACCUAGGUACAUUCGUGCCCCCUCCAUCUCCAUCAACCCCUCCACUAACGCCCACAACCACAGAUUAUUCUGGCGCAACGAACUUCGACGUAUAAAAUACUACAACCCAGCCCUGGAAGUAUCAAUAGCGCGAACCGAAAACCCCCAAGACCCCGCCCUCAUGACCGUCUUCUUCGCAACCACCGAAAGGCUUCAACUGCCCGGUCCCACCCCAAUCACACCAGAAGCUUCCGCCUCAACCCCCCAAACCGACCUUACACUCACAACACCACACAGGACAGAAGUUUUCAACAUCAAGAACCGAGGCCCCUCAAUGAUCUUGGCGCAACUCUUAAAACUUACAAACGCCACGCCCGUCGAGCCCACAGAAGAGCAGUUGGAGCAAAGGGAGUCCCUCAAGGAGUACAAAGCGCAAAGUAUUAAGGACCACAAAAGAAAUAUUGUUCGGAACGCGAGGCUGAAGGCAGAGAAGGAGAAGGAGAUUUUGAUGAAGGGUGGCUUACCAGCAUAAAUGAAUUAUUGUUUGUGUAUUGCCUCCAACAACUGGCAAGCUGUGUGGAAUCUGGAUUCGGGCAUUGUGUACAAAAUAUGUGGCUAUUAGGAAACCACCUUGUAAAAUAUGCGGAGGAUGUGUAAACCAAUCACGGUUCUCAAACGGCCGUUCGUUCAUGCUUGUUUUUGAUUAAAGUCUGCUCUGGAGAACUACUUUUUCUGACGCGGAUUACUUGGAAUUCUUUUUAACGUCCAAGAAUAAGUUUCUGCAUUUUGCGUGGCUAAACAUAGUGCCCAAUUCAAC